This is a messenger RNA of Artibeus jamaicensis (Jamaican fruit-eating bat), 4066 nucleotides long. It is a transcript of the gene GIGYF1, whose product is annotated as GRB10 interacting GYF protein 1. The record is from RefSeq and is a predicted model, not a curated record. The coding region runs from base 781 to 3969 and encodes 1062 amino acids. NCBI's taxonomy places the organism in Eukaryota, Metazoa, Chordata, Mammalia, Chiroptera, Phyllostomidae. Gene Ontology annotation, biological process: insulin-like growth factor receptor signaling pathway. The transcript is spliced from 29 exons. Gene Ontology annotation, molecular function: protein binding.
CCGCGUCACGUGGUGCGAGGCGGGCAGCCAUCUUGCUACAAACACAAACAGAGAGGAGCGGCCGCCGCGGGAGUGCCAGCGCCCCUUCCCCUGCUGCCCCCGCCGCCCCCGGCCCGCCGCGCGCCGCCAUCCCGCCGCCCGCCAGCUGCCGCCCACGCCCUGUGACCGGAGUCUCGCGCCGCCUGCCAGCCGUGUUUUCCUGCUUCUCAUACUGGGACCCACUUUUCCUUUGCUCCUUGCAACCAGGACAGAAAGGCAAAGGUCAGCCGUGGAAAGCACCAAGGAGGGCCGCCUUUGCCACUCCCUGGCAGGGUGGGAGGAGUUGUGGAGAGUCUUGGAGUUGAUGGGCACUGUGGAGGUGCUCCGUUCCAGCCUCUUCCCCAGCCAGUGAGGGAACCCUUGUGCAGCCCCCUGAGACCCUGCUUGCCUGGAACCGCCAGGGAUGAGCUGCCUCCUGAGAGCCUGCUCUACUGGUCCUUAGAGGGACAGGCCACUGCCGGUGCUGCCAAUUCCGUCAGCCUCAGUAACUCUGACCUUACUUGUACUUUAUGGAAUUUUCCCAGAUGUGAAAGUCCCUUCCUGGGCACCACUGCAGUCAGACCAGCAUCCAGUAGUUUGGGGGCCCUGGUUUAUUCCAGCACAGGCUCCUACCUGAAGAGAGGCUGGUCCCUGCUCUACUGCUGCCCGGAAUAAGGCUGCCAGGUGUUUGGAGAGUGAAGUCUAAGUCCCCCCCAACCCCUGCUCACCUCCUGUGACCUCUAGGACACACACACCUCCACAAUGGCAGCAGAGACCCUCAACUUUGGGCCUGAAUGGCUGAGGGCCCUUUCCAGUGGUGGCAGUGUGGCCUCCCCACCCCCAUCCCCUGCCAUGCCCAAAUACAAGCUGGCUGACUAUCGAUAUGGGCGAGAAGAGAUGCUGGCCCUCUACAUCAAGGAGAACAAGGUCCCUGAUGAACUGCAGGACAAGGAGUUUGCUGCGGUGCUACAGGAGGAGCCACUGCAGCCCUUGGCGCUAGAGCCUCUGACUGAGGAGGAGCAGAGAAACUUCUCCCUGUCAGUGAACAGUGUGGCUGUGCUGAGGCUGAUGGGGAAAGGGGCUGCUCCCCCCCCAGGUGGCACCUCCCGUGGCAGGGGCAGUACUCGGAGCCGAGGCCGUGGCCGUGGUGACAGUUGCUUUUACCAAAGAAGCAUUGAAGAAGGCGAUGGGGCCUUUGGUCGAAACCCCCGGGAGAUCCAGCGUAGCCAGAGUUGGGAUGACAGAGGCGAGAGGCGGUUUGAGAAGUCGGCCAGGAGGGAUGGAGCACGCGCAGGGUUUGAGGAAGGCGGGGCUGGUCCAAGGAAGGAACAUGCCCGCUCAGAUAGUGAGAACUGGCGCUCCCUCCGGGAGGAGCAAGAGGAAGAAGACGAGGGCAGCUGGAGACUUGGGGCAGGACCCCGGCGAGAUGGUGACCGCUGGCGUUCAGCCAGCCCUGAUGGUGGCCCCCGCUCUGCUGGCUGGCGGGAACAUGGGGACCGACGUCGCAAGUUUGAAUUUGAUUUGCGAGGGGAUCGAGGAGGAUGUGAAGAGGAGGGACGGGGUGGAGGGGGCAGCUCUCACCUCCGAAGGUGCCGAGGGCCUGAUGGCUUUGAUGACGACAAGGAUGGGCUCCCAGAGUGGUGCCUGGAUGAUGAGGAUGAAGAAAUGGGCACCUUUGAUGCCUCCGGGGCCUUUUUGCCUCUCAAGAAAGGCCCCAAGGAGCCCAUUCCUGAGGAGCAAGAGCUCGACUUCCAGGGUCUGGAAGAAGAGGAGGAAGAACCUUCUGAAGGGCUGGAUGAGGAGGGACCUGAGGCAGGAGGAGGCUGCUUAGAAACUCAAGGAAAGCAGAUGCUGACAGAUGUGGGGAGGAACCUGGAAACAACAGGGCUGUGUCUUAAAGAUGGGAAGGAAAUGACCCCAUUGCCGCCUCCAGAGGAGAAGUCCAGCUCUUCAUCCCCAUUGGCUACCUUGGGCCCACUCUGGGGCACUAAUGGGGAAGGAGGCGAUGCUGUGGAGAAAGACCUGCCAGUUGCUGAAGGAGAUGAUUUGAGGGCAGUGCAGCUGAGUCCUGGGGUGGGCUCACCCCCUGGCCCGCCUGGAGAUCUGGAAGAUGAUGAAGGCUUGAAGCACCUACAGCAGGAGGCAGAGAAGCUCGUGGCAUCCCUGCAGGACAGCUCCCUGGAGGAGGAGCAGUUCACAGCCACCAUGCAGGCCCAGGGACUACGCCACUCGGCAGCUGCCACUGCCCUCCCCCUCAGCCACGGUGCAGCCCGGAAGUGGUUCUACAAAGACCCACAGGGAGAGAUCCAAGGCCCCUUUACAACACAGGAGAUGGCAGAGUGGUUUCAAGCGGGCUAUUUCUCCAUGGCUCUACUUGUGAAGCGUGGCUGUGAUGAGGGCUUCCAGCCACUGGGUGAGGUGAUCAAGAUGUGGGGUCGUGUGCCCUUUGCCCCAGGGCCCUCGCCACCCCCACUGCUGGGAAACAUGGACCAGGAGCGGCUGAAGAAGCAACAGGAGCUGGCAGCAGCGGCCUUGUACCAGCAGCUGCAGCACCAGCAGUUUCUUCAGCUGGUCAAUAGCCGCCCCCUCCAGCAGUGUGGGCUCCGGGAAAAGGCGGCUCUGGGGGACCUGACACCACCGCAGCAGCAGCAGCUUACCGCCUUCCUGCAGCAGCUCCAAGCUCUCAAACCUCCCAGAGGUGGGGACCAGAACCUGCUCCCGACGAUGAACCGGUCCUUGUCGGUGCCAGAUUCGGGCUCCCUCUGGGACAUACAUACCUCAGCCUCAUCACAAUCAGGCGGUGAGGCCAGUCUUUGGGACAUACCAAUUAACUCUUCGACUCAGGGUCCAAUUCUAGAACAACUCCAGCUGCAACAUAAAUUCCAAGAGCGCAGAGAAGUGGAGCUCAGGGUGAAGCGGGAGGAGGAGGAGCGCAAGCGCCGGGAGGAGAAGAGACGCCAGCAGCAGCAGCAGGAGGAGCAGAAGCGGCGGCAGGAAGAAGAGGAGUUGUUUCGGCGCAAGCAGGUACGGCAACAGGAGCUACUGCUGAAGCUGCUGCAACAGCAGCAGGCAGUGGCCGCAGUCCCAGUGCCCCCUGCACCCAGCUCCCCACCCCCACUGUGGGCUGGCCUGGCCAAACAAGGACUCUCCAUGAAGACGCUGCUUGAGCUGCAGUUGGAGGGCGAGCGACAGCUGCAUAAGCAGACUUCGCCUCGGGAGCCAUCACGGGCUCAGGCCCCCAACCACCGAGUGCUUGGGGGCCUGGGCGCAGCCCCCCAGAACCAGUGGGUAUCUGAGUCUGGGCCACUGUGGGGCGGGCCCGACAAGAGUGGGGGCGGCAGUGUCGGCCUGGGGCUUUGGGAGGACACCCUCAAGAGCAGCGGGAGCCUGGCCCGCAGCCUGGGCCUGAAGAACAGCCGGAGCAGCCCCUCUCUCAGUGAUUCGUACAGCCACCUGUCAGGUCGGCCUGUGCGCAAAAAGACAGAGGAGGAAGAGAAGCUGCUGAAGUUGUUACAGGGCAUCCCCAGACCCCAGGAUGGCUUCACCCAAUGGUGUGAGCAGAUGCUGCACACACUGAGCACCACGGGCAGCCUGGAUGUGCCCAUGGCUGUAGCGAUCCUCAAGGAGGUGGAAUCCCCCUAUGAUGUCCAUGAUUAUAUUCGUUCCUGCCUGGGGGACACGCUGGAAGCCAAAGAAUUUGCCAAACAAUUCCUGGAGCGGAGGGCUAAGCAGAAAGCCAGCCAACAACGACAGCAGCAGCAGCAGCAGGAGGCUUGGUUGAACAGCAGCUCUCUGCAGACGGCCUUUCAGACUAACCACAGCACCAAACUCGGCCCUGGAGAGGGCAGCAAGGCCAAGAGGCGUGCACUAAUGCUGCACUCGGACCCCAGCAUCUUGGGGUACUCCCUGCAUGGACCCUCUGGUGAGAUCGAGAGCGUGGAUGACUACUGACCAGCCCGUCCCACCAGCCCCCCUGGGCUGUAGGCCAGGGGCAACAGCAGCAGCUUGGACCCUUGGGUCCCCAGCCUGCAAGCUCCCAACAAGGAGC